Gorilla gorilla gorilla (western lowland gorilla) is the source of this 1808-nucleotide messenger RNA. RefSeq lists its product as uncharacterized. Lineage: Eukaryota; Metazoa; Chordata; Mammalia; Primates; Hominidae. The transcript is spliced from 2 exons. The record is from RefSeq and is a predicted model, not a curated record. The coding region runs from base 87 to 371 and encodes 94 amino acids.
GAUAACUGUCCUCCCUAAGUUCCCUGAGGACACAGCCAUGUCCUUCUUGUUCAGUUCCUGGUGGGUGCUGGGUGACAGCUCAUGGGAUGAGUGCCGUGCAGGCUGUGGUUGAUGGGCUGAUGAAGGGGUGGCCGUGCCAGGACCCACCUGUCCUCCCCUCCUUCUCCCUGUGCCAUGCAGAUGUGGUCAACGGGCUGAUGGGCACGGCUGUGGGACCCCAUCAUUCCCCUGCCCUGCAUGACUCUGCUCUCCCAGCUCGACUGCUCACUUCAGACUUCCCUAAUGGAAGGAGUUGCCAGAUAGAGCAAGUAAAAUACAGUGUGCCAGACACAGGUUUAUUUCAACACUGGGAAGGCUCCAUUCCUACUUAAACCCAGCAGGGAACAGGGAGCGGUGUGCAGAGGAGGUGGCCUGCCCGCGAAGCCGGCGCGAAGCCGGCCUUGGUGCCGGGACUGCAGGGAGAGGGCUGUGAGGAAGAGCACAGGCUUCAUGCACAUUGCACAGAGGAGAAGAUUCAUGGGGACAGCAGGCACUGGUUAGGCACAGCGGGAAGGUUAUCGAAGACAAAACACAUUUCUACCCAAGUUUAAAUGACCUGCUGUGCCCACAGAGCUUGAUCCAGAAGUGCACAGGUAAGUAUUUAGCAGGCUGGCCGAUGUUGAUUUGAACAAUCUCAAGAGUGUGCUCUUUAGUGCAUUAAACAUAUGUGACGAGAGCUGAGCACCUUUAAAAUCUUAGUAACUUUGGGGUUUGUAAGUGUUGUAGCUCAUAGUGUCGGUUAAGGUUAGACAUCUCAAUCACAUGCUGUCUUGGCACCAGCUGUGGACUGUGCUGUGAAAGAGAUCUGUGACCUUGCACCCUGAGAUCUCAGGCUCAAUUAAGAGACAAAACAGGCAAUGCAGUAUCAGUGCAGAUGGGAAAGAGAAAGCAGAAAGUACGAAGAGGGAAAGAAGGAGCACAAAGGAGUUAGCAUUAGUCUCUACUGAGCAAUUCCUAUUCCAACCACGUCCUAAAUGAUGAGUUGGAUCCUAGCAGAAAGGGAACACAUGUUAUUUUUAACUGAUUUUAACUUGAUUUAUUGUAACCUAUUAGGAGCUCUUAACAAAUAUGGCCCUUUAUGUUGUUAGCAAGUGUGUUUGAUUUUUGCCACUCUAGGAAGUGAGCUCUGUCCAUGUUUUCAGAGUAGAAAGUGAUCUAUGAUACAAUGAACUGUUUUUAGCUUCAUGAGUUAGAAGUAGGAAGAGGAGAAUGUAUGAAUUUGUUAACUGCCUUUUCCUGUUCAAAAAAAAGCUUUUUCAGCAAAACAUAGUCCUUAAGUUUAAAAAGUCAGUGUUUAUUAUCUGACAGAUAUGUUUAAAUUAGUAAAGAAAACAUUACAUUUUCAUAAACAUUGAAUGAACAUUAUGUGAACAUUGAGUUUAACUUUUGGUUGUCUCUUGGGAAAUUUUUGUCAAUUUGAAAAAUGAUGAAAAGCAUCAACAAAAGAUGCAAGCAAUUGUGUAAUCUCGAUGUGCUACCGAAGUGGCUCUCUGCUUGGGUAUGAGAAAAGCUAUCAAAGGAAAAUUUGAUUUAAGAAAGGAAAUCUAGGCCAGGAGCAGUGGUUCAGGCCUAUAAUUCCAGCAUUUGGAGAGGUUGUGGUGGGAGGAUUACUUUAAGCCAUAAGUUUGAGACCAGCCUAGGCAACAUAGCAAGACCUCAUCUCUAUAAAAAUAAAAUGGAAAGAAAGAAAUGGAAUCUAAAAUAAAGAAAAACAAUAUUAAUGGCAUAUCUUACGCCAGAUUAAAGGCUUCAUUUUGUACUUUCAAAAA